Molecule: messenger RNA, 1179 nt
Organism: Lachancea fermentati
Lineage: Eukaryota; Fungi; Ascomycota; Saccharomycetes; Saccharomycetales; Saccharomycetaceae
Source: the annotation of a GenBank genome assembly
AUGGUAAGUUUUUGGAACAGGAAGAAACCAGCCGAAGAAUCUGGGGAGGAUCUUACAAAGAAAUCUCGCAGACCGCCAAACACAGCCUUUCGACAGCAGAGAUUGAAGGCUUGGCAGCCGAUUCUUUCACCUCAAUCGGUAUUACCAUUAUUGAUUCUCAUAAGUGCUAUUUUUGCACCAAUUGGUGUCGCUUUAAUUAUUACCGCCAAUAACGUUCAGAAUCUUAUUAUUAAUUACAGUCAGUGUGAUACCGUAGCUAACUCGGAUUCUUUCACUACCAUACCCUCACAAUACAUUAAAUACCAUUUCAAAAAAAAACUAGAGGUGAAACCAUCUUGGAAGCUUUCUGGAAGUGGAACAGAUUCAUCCAUUUGUCAAUUACAAUUUGAAAUUCCCAAUGAUAUAAAAAAGUCCAUCUACGUUUAUUAUAGGUUGACAAAUUUUUACCAAAAUCAUCGAAAGUAUGUGCAAUCCUUUGAUAUCAAUCAGAUAAAAGGGGACGCUGUUGGUGUAAAUGAUUUAUCCAGUGACUGCAGCCCACUCAAGAAUAACGAGGAUCGUGUCAUAUAUCCUUGUGGACUUAUUGCCAACUCUCUAUUCAACGAUACUUUCUCUCUCACUCUACAAGGAAUAGACGGUACUAGUAACUAUGUUAUGACAAAUAAGGACAUCUCAUGGAAAGCAGAUAGGAAAAGAUUCAAGAAAACGAAUUAUAACGCCUCUCAAAUUAUUCCCCCACCAAACUGGAUGAAAAAAUAUCCCGAGGGCUACAAUGAUGAUAAUAUUCCUGAUUUAUCUACUUGGGAAGAACUUCAAGUGUGGAUGCGGACUGCAGGUCUUCCAAAAUUCUACAAACUUGCGCUUAAGAAUGAAACGGCCGAUUUACCGAAGGGCAUCUACCAAAUGGACGUUGGCCUGAAUUAUCCUGUUUCAAUCUUUGGAGGAUCAAAGUCAUUCAUACUCACUACAAAUAGCAUCAUAGGCGGUCGUAACAUGUCUUUAGGUGUGGUAUAUCUGAUAGUCGCAGGCAUCUCCAUCAUGUUCGGCAUAAUAUUUCUCAUCAAACUUAUCGUCCAACCACGCAAACUAGGGGAUCAUUCUUACUUAAAUUUUGAGGAAGGUCAAGACUUGAAUGCCACUCCAUCGGUUGCAGAGGUUCCUCUCAGAGAGAUAUUAUAG